Molecule: messenger RNA, 1104 nt
Organism: Carassius carassius (crucian carp)
Lineage: Eukaryota; Metazoa; Chordata; Actinopteri; Cypriniformes; Cyprinidae
Product: PDZ domain-containing protein 11
Exons: 5
Coding region: 117-545 (142 amino acids)
Biological process (GO): maintenance of epithelial cell apical/basal polarity; protein localization to basolateral plasma membrane; neurotransmitter secretion
Cellular component (GO): synapse; basolateral plasma membrane; cell-cell junction
Molecular function (GO): protein binding
Source: RefSeq, a predicted model, not a curated record
UAAUUAUUUAGUAUUUAAAAGUAAAAAAAGAAGUAUUACAGUUAAAAUAUAUCGAGGACUAUUGAGAAUCAUAAUUUCACCGUUUUUGUCGCAGCCUCAAUUCUAGCUCGAAAAACAUGGACCAAAAGAUACCUUACGAUGAUUAUCAGCUGCCAGUAGUAUUUCUCCCUUCCUAUGAGAGCCCUCCUGCAUGGAUACCUCCACAAGAGAGGAUACAUCACCCUGACUACAACAAUGAGCUCACUCAGUUCCUACCUCGCACUGUAGUGUUAAAUAAGCCCCCCGGUGCACAACUGGGCUUCAAUAUCCGUGGAGGAAAGGCCUCCCAGCUUGGUAUUUUUAUUUCAAAGGUGGUGCCAGAUUCAGAUGCCCAUAGGGCAGGACUGCAAGAGGGUGAUCAGGUGCUUUCUGUCAAUGACGUGGACUUUCAAGACAUUGAGCAUUCCAAGGCUGUGGAGAUUUUAAAGACCGCGAGAGAGAUUUUGAUGAAGGUUCGAUACUUCCCUUACAACUACCAGCGGCAGAAGGAGAGGACUGUACACUAGGUGGCAGAGCUGGCCUUCAUGACUGAACCGGUGCAGUGACGCAGCUGAUGAGGCGUUGGUGUAUCUGUGAAACCUUUAGCUGCCCUGCAUCAUCUUCCUCCCACUAACUAUUUUCUCUGACUAAGAGACUGCUCAAAGAAAUCAUCUUCAAACACUUUGCGACAUGCCUGAUGAUUCACAGCUUCUUCACCCACAGUGGUGGUUUUGAGCUGUGCCAGUUUUGAAUGCAGCUGGCCGAAUUUUCAGAUACUUUCCCCUCUUCUGUUUUCUCAUCAUUUCCUUUCCUCUGGGAAAAUAAGCAUAUUCUAUGAGAUACACCAUAUUGCCAAAAGUAUUGGGACACCCCUCCAAAUCAUUGAAAUCAGCUGUUCCAUUCACUUCCAUGGCCACAGAUGUAUAAAAUCAAGCACCUAGGCAUGCAGACUGCUCCAACAAACAUUUGUGAAAGAAUGGAUCGCUUUCAGGAGCUCAGUAAAUUCAAGCGUGGUACCGUGAUAGGUUGCCACCUGUGCAAUAAGUCCAUUUGUGAAAUAUCCUCAGUACUAAAUAUUCCAUGGUC